Messenger RNA from Aspergillus ruber CBS 135680, 1884 nucleotides. RefSeq names its product FAD/NAD(P)-binding domain-containing protein. Lineage: Eukaryota; Fungi; Ascomycota; Eurotiomycetes; Eurotiales; Aspergillaceae. Gene Ontology annotation, molecular function: NADP binding; flavin adenine dinucleotide binding; N,N-dimethylaniline monooxygenase activity. The transcript is spliced from 3 exons. Bases 1 to 1884 code for a protein of 627 amino acids. The record is from RefSeq and is a predicted model, not a curated record.
AUGGCAGCAGUUGACGGUUUCACCAUCCCCAUCCAGCCUUUUUCCAAUGGACAUGGGCAGGAUUACAGUCCGCCGAUUAACCUCGGCCCCAAGGAGAAAGUGACCGUCGAGGUCAAAAGUACACCCACCUCCGAGCCCAUACCCACUCCCGAAUCAAAAUCGGCCCCGGCUUCUAAGCCAGUAUUCCAGCUGGAAGAACAUCCUGUUGACGAAGUAAAGCCCAUUAAAGUGGGUGUCAUUGGUGCGGGAUUGACAGGUGUCACUGCUGGUGCGCUGUUACCAGCCAAGGUACCGGGUUUGGAUUUGCGCAUUUACGAUAAGAAUGCGGACGUGGGAGGAACUUGGUUCGAAAAUACGUAUCCCGGGGUUCGAUGUGAUGUCCCCGCGCAUGUGUAUCAGUCUGGAUUUGCGCCGAAUACGCAAUGGACUGAGGAGUUUGCGCAAGGCCAUGAGAUCAGAGACUACUGGAGGAGCGUUGCACAGAAGUAUAACGUCUACCAAUAUCUGCGACUGCAACAACAGGUAGAAAGUGCUGAAUGGAUUCCUGAAAAGGCGAAGUGGAAAGUCACUUUGCAGGAUUUAGCUAAUUCCAAGACCUACGUUGAAGAACUUGAUAUUGUAAUCAACGCCAUUGGCCACUUCAACGCCUGGAAAUUCCCCGACUACCCCGGAAUCAACGAGUACAAAGGAGCCCUCUUUCAUUCGUCCAACUGGGACCACAAUGUUGAUCUGAAAGACAAACGAGUUGCCCUAAUUGGUAACGGCGCAUCGGGCCUCCAAGUCCUUCCAUCUGUCCAACCAAUUGCCGCGCAUGUCGACCACUACGCCCGAAACCGCACCUGGAUCGCAGACUCCUUUGGCGCAGUCGGUGUCCGCCGAUUAGAGCCAAAUAUCUUCCCAGAAGAACAACGCGAGUCCUUCAAAGACCCGAAAGCCUACCUAGAAUACCGCCGCGGAGUCGAAAAGGGCUACUUCCAGCGCUUCGGGGCUAUCUUCAAAGACUCCCCAGAGAACCAAGAACAACGCGAUCAAUGGAGUGAGCUCAUGCUAAAACGAGUCUCCGACAAACCAGACCUAUCCGACAAAAUCAUCCCAGACUUUCCGCCAAGCUGCCGUCGUCCUACCCCGGGUCCGGGAUACCUCGAAGCCCUAACCAAAGAGAACGUCUCAUACAUCCAGACCCCCAUCUCACACUUUACGGAAACGGGUAUCGUAACCAAGGACGGCGAACCCCGCGACGUAGACGUGGUCAUCUGCUCCACCGGCGCAAACAGAGACCACGCACCCCCCUUCCCCAUCACUGCCAACGGCUACAACCUCCAAACAGACUGGCAGCACUCUGGCCGCUGGGGCUUUCCCUAUACAUAUCUGGGCGUAGCAACACCGCACUUCCCGAACCUCCUCUGGCUCGGAGGCCCUUAUUCCAGCGGACACAGUGGGACUGUCCCCAACGCUGUCGAGAACCAAGUCACCUACAUCGCAAAGGUGCUCCGCAAAGUGCGCGGGCAGGGCAUCCGCACCAUCGUGCCCUCCAAAGCCGCAGCGGAUGACUUUGUGCAGUACUGCGAUGCAUUCUACCCGCGCACCGUGUGGUCUGCAAACUGUUCAUCUUGGUAUAACGGUGGACGACCCGGGGGGCGAGUUCACGGGUUAUUCCCGGGCAGUGCAACGCUUUCAAAUAUCGUGCGACGGGACCCAAGAUGGGAGGACUUUGAGUAUACGUAUGAAAAUGGGAGCGGAAAUCGAUUUGCGUGGUUUGGAAAUGGAUGGUCGAAGCGGGAGUUGGCGGCGAAGCAAGGCGAGGAAGUGGAGUUGACGCCGCAUUUGCGGCUGCCAGAGGAGAUUGAUUUGAGGGUGCAUUUGGAGGGGUGGUGGGAUGUCUGA